Molecule: messenger RNA, 243 nt
Organism: Macrosiphum euphorbiae (potato aphid)
Lineage: Eukaryota; Metazoa; Arthropoda; Insecta; Hemiptera; Aphididae
Source: the annotation of a GenBank genome assembly
AUGGGUUAUGAUAGUUAUCAGGAUCACCCAACUAAAUAUUUAUAUCUUCGGCCACUUACUUCAAAGCAAGCUACCGAAGUUGCACACGAACUUUUAAAAUUUUUUUUGGAACAAGGAGCACGUCAAAUACUUUGGUCUGAUAAUGGGCUAGAAUUUACGGCGAAAAUAAUUGAAGAAUUGGCAGAAUUGUGGCCUGAAUGUAAAAAAGUACAUGGCCGACCACGGUGUGCCAGAGUCAUGUGA